Molecule: messenger RNA, 1212 nt
Organism: Syzygium oleosum
Lineage: Eukaryota; Viridiplantae; Streptophyta; Magnoliopsida; Myrtales; Myrtaceae
Exons: 4
Coding region: 1-1212 (403 amino acids)
Biological process (GO): signal transduction
Source: RefSeq, a predicted model, not a curated record
AUGGAUGCACUUUCUCGAUUGCAAGCUGCGUGCGCGCGCGCCAAGGGAAUAUUAAGGAUGGUCCGCCCGAAGUACGACGUGUUCUUGAACUGCAGGGGCGUAGAUAGUCACACCUGCUUCCCGGAUUUCCUCUAUAAAAGCCUAUCAGCCGCUGGGCUGCAAGUGUUCAGAGAUGACGCCGCCUUCUCGGUCGGCAAUCAGCAGAUUGGCCCAGAGGUUCUCCACGCCAUCAGGACUAGUAGGAUCGUGAUCCCCAUCAUCUCGGAACGCUCUGUGCAUAGUAAACGGUGUCUCCGCGAGCUCACCGAGAUUAUGGAUUGCCGCAGAAAGCACGGCAAAUCAGUCUUCCCUAUAUUCUAUAAAGUGAAUGUUGCUGAUUUAGGUCGCCAAUGCGGUAAUUUGCCUGACUUUGAAGAGGCUUUAUGUGAACAUGAGAUGCAGGGCAGGCGAGAAGAAGUGCAAGAAUGGGUAGAGGCGCUGUGUUCUCUAACGAGGAUUAGAGGAUGGAUGUCACAGGCCAUUGCCAAUGGGCAUGAAGGAAAGCUGGUGAAAAUGGUUGUCGCAAAGGUUUUGAGCGAAUUAGAGAUGAGCUGGGUCGAACGGUCUUCCAUGUUCAUAGACUCAGUGAGUCAUUAUUUAUCGGAGAAAAGAAGAAGCCAAAGUAAAUGCCAAGUCUUCUUGAGCCUCCGUGGUGCUGAUACUCGAUAUAACCUUGCUGCUUUCCUCUACACCAGUCUUGUGGCCGAAGGAAUCCAAGUUUUUAAUGAUGACGAUCCGUCCCUCAUAGGUAAAGAUUGUGUUCAUGAGAUACGCAAUGCCAUCGACCACUGCAAGAUAUCCAUUCCAAUUCUCUCAAGCAAUUAUGCGUCCUCUCAAUGGUGUCUCGAGGACCUAGCUCAAAUGGUUGAAUGCAAGAGAACAAAGGGGCAAACGAUAUUGCCCAUCUUCUAUAAAGUGAAGACGUCGCACGUGCGAGACUUAUCGCAUUUGUUUGUAAAGCACAUGCUUCGACAUAAGGAGAUGGUCGACGAAAGUACUUAUGAGCGGUGGGAGCGAGCUGUCGCGGAGGUUGGGUCCUCCAGAGGAUGGGUAUCAGAGAAUAUUGCCAAUGGGCACGAAGCGGUACUUGUGAAAGAGGUCGUGGAGGAGGUUUCAAGGUUGUUGAACAAUCCCCAAACACAUGAUCCCCCGUCCCCAUCCACUGAAUAUUGA